AUGCACCAGUUCAAUGGGAUGGCUUGCAACACAACACUUCCUCCUUCAAAUAUUGGUGGCAACAAAUUAGCUCACUUAAACAAACUGAGUUGGCUGUGCUCAAGUUCUUCGAUCGCCAUGGCUAUGAAUUCCAGAAGGGAUCGUAACUCUAGAAGUGCUCUUUUUGAUGGUAUUGAAGAGGGAGGUAUAAGGGCAUCUUCGACUUACUCGUCCCAUGAGAUUGAUGAGCAAGAGAAUGAUAGAGCAGUUGAUGGUCUACAAGAUCGAGUCAAUAUGCUGAAAAGAUCUUCAGAGUCUGAGUGGUGGUGUAUGGAUCGUGCAGCAAGGUUUGAUAAGUUGUCAGGUGAUAUACACGAGGAAGUCGAGUCUCAUAACCUCAUGCUGGACCGAAUGGGAAAUGACAUGGAUUCCUCAAGAGGAGUUUUGUCCGGAACCAUGGAUAAAUUUAAGAUGGUGUUUGAGACCAAAUCAAGCCGAAGGAUGUUUACUCUUGUGGCAUCUUUUGUGGUUAUUUUCCUUGUCGUAUACUAUCUCACUAGGUAAGUGAUUGCUUGUGAUGGAAAUUGGAGGGUGUGCGAAUAUGCGGAUAUGAGAAUGUUCUAUAUGGUUUACUUGUUAAAUCACCUGAUGAUGUACCGUAAAAUGUCGUGUCCCGAUAAGCCUGUGUAAAACCGAUGUACCUCGAAUUACUUGGUGUUCGUUUCGUUUUGUAAAUAUGUGGACUCUCAUUAAGGUAUCAUGUCUGGUGGCAGGAUUAUCAACUACAGAUAUACAAAAAUGUUGUGUGCCUUUUUUGUACUUUAAUUUUUCUGGUGGGUUGGUUUCAAAUUUGGAAAGCGGAUAUGCUUGAUUCUAAUUUUAAAAUCCCCAUUUAUUGUAGUGAAUCAAUUUUUUCG
This is a messenger RNA of Striga asiatica, 896 nucleotides long. Lineage: Eukaryota; Viridiplantae; Streptophyta; Magnoliopsida; Lamiales; Orobanchaceae. The record is from the annotation of a GenBank genome assembly.